This is a messenger RNA of Schizosaccharomyces octosporus yFS286, 1422 nucleotides long. Its product is annotated as glucose-6-phosphate 1-dehydrogenase. The transcript has a single exon. Gene Ontology annotation, biological process: glucose metabolic process; pentose-phosphate shunt, oxidative branch. NCBI's taxonomy places the organism in Eukaryota, Fungi, Ascomycota, Schizosaccharomycetes, Schizosaccharomycetales, Schizosaccharomycetaceae. The record is from RefSeq and is a predicted model, not a curated record. Gene Ontology annotation, molecular function: glucose-6-phosphate dehydrogenase activity; NADP binding. Bases 1 to 1422 code for a protein of 473 amino acids. Gene Ontology annotation, cellular component: cytosol.
AUGGUGAGUUUUAUCGUCUUUGGUGCUUCGGGUCAUUUAGCCCAUCAAAAAACCUUUCCAGCUCUCUUCAAUCUCUUCGCCAAAAACUACGUCGAGCGUCAGUCCUUUUACGUUAUAGGCUAUGCUAGAAGUAAACUAUCCGAACCCGAUUUUCGAAACUCUCUAAAGGAUUACAUCAAGCCAGAACAGGAACAAGCAAAAGUUUACGAUGAAUUCAUCAACCGUGUUACCUACUUUACCGGACAAUAUGACCAGGAAGACUCUUUCAAGGAGUUUAGUAAAUACCUAGGAAACUUGGAAAAGAACACCGAUCAAGCCAAAGGCCUUCGUGUCUUUUAUUUGGCCUUGCCUCCCUCUGCUUAUGUUUCUGUUGGUAACUUCAUCCACGACCAUGUCUAUCUUCCAAAUGGAAAAACCAGAAUGAUCAUCGAAAAACCAUUCGGUAAGGACUACGAUUCUUCAAUUCAACUUAAAAAGGAUUUGCACAAAAAAUGGAACGAGGACGAAAUCUACCGCAUUGAUCAUUACUUAGCCAAAGAUAUGAUCAUCAAUUUGCCCACUCUUCGCUUCGCCAACCCUCACAGCCUUGACGCCUUGCUCAACAAUCAACACAUCAAAUCUGUAAACAUUUCCAUGUGGGAAAGCGGCGGUUGUGAUGGUCGUGUUGGAUACUACGACAUCAAUGGUGUUGUUCGAGAUGUUCUACAAAACCACAUGGCUCAAGUCUUCACCGUCGCUGCCAUGGAUGAACCCAAAUCCGGAAGUCCUGAUGAUGUUCGCUACGAAAAGGUCAAAGUUUUGAAAGCAACAUCACAUGCGACUCUGAAAGACACUCUCUUGGGCCAAUAUGUAGCCGGUAACGGCAAGGGUGGUUAUAAAGAUUUGGAAGGAGUUCCAAAGGAAAGUAAAGCUACUACUUAUGUCGCUACUACCCUUUUUGUAGACAACGAACGCUGGAAGGGCGUUCCUUUUGUUUUUGACUCUGGUAAAAGCUUGGAGCAAGGAAGAGUCGAAAUCAGAUACUACUUGAAAGGUAAAGAGUCUGGUAUAUUCUCAGAUACUGAUCAAGACCAUUACAUUUCUUUUUCUGUUCAGCCAAAUCAGGAAGUCGUUUUGACUGCUUUCGCAAACAAGCCUAUGAGCUCAGCUCGUACUUGUGUCAAUGCUGCUUUGAACUUGAAUUUCAAAGAACAAUUUGCCGAAGAAAUGAAACAGAAACGGGAUGCAUAUGAGAUUUUGUUUGAGGACGCUAUCAAAGGUGAUCCUACAAAGUUUGUCCGUGACGACGAGGUCGAGUAUGCUUGGCGCAUUUUUGACGAAAUUUUAGAUUCCCCUAACGAGCCCUUACCUUACGCUGCCGGUAGCACCGGUCCUAAAGAAGCUGAAGAGUACCUGAAAUCGCACUUGAAGCUUAUACAGUAA